AUGAAUAGAUUAUCCUAGUUGAGUGGACAAUUUGAUGAGGAAUAGAAAUUGCUCCAGCAAAUAACUGAAUUGGAAAAUUGGUUCAAGAGUCCACGUUUCAAUAAUGUUUUGCGUCCAUACACAGCCAAAUAAGUUGCUGAAGUAAGAGGAUCGAUUGUACCUAAUCAAUUCUCUGAUUUCAUGGCAAGAAAAUUCUACACUCUCAUGAUGGAUUUAAAAUAAAGCAAAGGCUUCUCUCUUGCAUGUGGAGCCUUAGAUACUGUGUAAGUUAUCAAUAUGUCCAAAUACAUGACAUCUAUUUAUGUAUCAGGUUGGCAGUGCUCAUCUUCAGCUUCAACUACUAAUGAUCCAGGUCCUGAUUUUGCUGAUUACCCAUACGACACAGUGCCUAAGAAAUGUGAUCAGCUAGUCAAAAUGCAAAGAUUUCAAGACAGAAGAUAGUAGUAUGAAAGAAGUCUAAUUACAGCUGAAUAACGAAAAUAAAAAAAACCUUAUGAUUAUCUAGUUCCAGUUAUUUGUGAUGCAGAUGCUGGAUUUGGUGGUACAAGCAGUGUUAUGAAAUUGACAAAAUUAUUUAUUGAAUCUGGAGCUGCAGGAAUUCAUUUGGAAGAUCAGAGACCUGAUUUAAAGAAAUGCGGUCACAUGGCUGGAAGAGUUGUUACAUCUACUAAUACUCAUGUCUAAAAACUCAUAGCUUCUCGACUUCAAGCUGACAUUAUGGGAAAUGAGUUAUUCAUUAUUGCCAGAACUGAUGCAUUAGGAGCAAGGUUCAUAGAGACCAAUGUGGAUUUGAUUGAUUAACCAUACAUUCUAGGAGUUACCAAGUUUCAUGAUAAACCAUGCACUUAUCCAGAGGCAGGAGUUUUUAUCAUUGAACAAAUGAUUGACAAAGAAAAGAGAAUACAAGCCACUAAUUAAUGGUUGAAAUAAUGUGAAUCAGGUGGAAUCAAAAGAGCCAAAGACUUAGCAAAGAGAUUGGGAUUUGAACUCGAUUUCGAUUGGGAACAAUGUAGAAAUCCUGAUGGAUUCUAUGCUCUUAAGAGUAGUGUGCAUUAUUGUGCAAUAAGAGCCAAAGAAUACUUGAAAUAUGCAGAUGCUUUAUGGAUGGAGACUUCAACUCCUGAUCUGAAGGUUGCUAAGGAAUUAUCUGAUGAAUUACAAUUCGAACUUCAGAAUAACAAAGUCCUUUGUUACAAUUGUUCUCCAAGUUUUAAUUGGAGCAAAUUUGGAUUCUCAGACAGCGAACUCAAAAACUUUAAUUCAGAACUAGGGAAGUUAGGAUACACUUGGCAGUUUAUUACGUUAGCGGGAUUUCAUUUGAAUGCACUACAAAGUGAAAGAUUCUCCAAGGAUCUAUCAGAAAGAUAUAUGCUGGCUUAUGUGGAAGAUAUUUAGAGAAAAGAGGAGAAACAUAAUGUUGAUUAAUUGAGACAUCAAAAAUGGUCUGGAGCUGAAUUAAUUGAUCAUGUCAUGACUAUUGUUAAUCAAAGUACAUUGAUAUCUUCAGGCGAAGACUCAACUGAACAUUAAUUCGACAAUAAAUGAUUACGUGUUAAAUA
Paramecium tetraurelia is the source of this 1559-nucleotide messenger RNA. RefSeq lists its product as uncharacterized. NCBI's taxonomy places the organism in Eukaryota, Ciliophora, Oligohymenophorea, Peniculida, Parameciidae. Gene Ontology annotation, molecular function: isocitrate lyase activity. The transcript has 7 exons. The record is from RefSeq and is a predicted model, not a curated record. Gene Ontology annotation, biological process: carboxylic acid metabolic process.